AUGAUUUUCGAGGACGAGGAUCUUAUCAGAUACGGUGGCCCACAAGCCGAUGAUGGAGGCGAUGAUGCCGCCCGCAAGGCGGAGGAGCGUGAGCGUAAGAAGGCCGAAGUCCGUAAGCGUCUCGAGGAAGCUGGAAAGAAGGGAAACAAGAAGAAGGGUUUCUUGACCCCUGAAAGAAAGAAGAAGCUCCGUAAACUUCUUAUGAUGAAAGCAGCUGAGGAUUUGAAGCAGCAGCAGAUGCUCAAAGAGCAGGAGAGACAAAAGACACUCCAACAGAGAAUCAUCGCGCUUCCAAACUUGGACACCAUUGACGACCAAGGAAAACUCAUCCAAAUCUACGAGGAGAUGUUCGCACGCGUCUGUGCUCUUGAGGAGGAGAAAUACGAUAUCAACUACUUGGUCGGGCAAGCUGAGGCUGAAAUCAACCAGCUCACCAUCCAAGUCAAUGAUCUCCGCGGAAAAUUCGUGAAACCAUCGUUGAAGAAGGUCUCCAAAUACGACAACAAGUUCAAGGCGUCCGCUACUGGACAGAGCAAGGAGAAGGCUGACUUCCGUGCAAACCUCAAGGUGGUUAAGAAGGAGACUGGAAUUGAUGAGAUUAUGGCUAAGAAGAAAAAUGACGGAAAGCCAGAAUGGUCGAAGAAGGCUACCACAGGAGAAGAAGAGAAGAAGAAGGAGGAUGGAGACGCGGCUCAAGCUGCUCCAGCCGAGGAAGCUCCAGCAGAGGAGCCGGCUCCAGCAGAGGAAGAAGAAGAAGAGGAAGAGGAAGAGGAAUAA
Caenorhabditis bovis is the source of this 777-nucleotide messenger RNA. Lineage: Eukaryota; Metazoa; Nematoda; Chromadorea; Rhabditida; Rhabditidae. The record is from the annotation of a GenBank genome assembly.